AUGGACAAAGGCUUGAGUCGCUCAUUCUUGGAGCGCCACAAGCCUUCGUUGCUGGUACUGGCCUCACAGAUUUCGGCGGCAGCUCUCAAUGGCUUGGCCAAGCUCCUAGAGACUGGCGAUGAACCCAUCCACCCAUUUCAAGUCCUCUUCGUUCGUUUCUUCAUUACCGGCAUCGGCGCCACAAUCGUUCUAUGGCGCACCCAGGCACCCAGCUUCCCAUGGGGUCUACCUGAGUUGAGGCCGCUGCUGGCCUUGAGAGCAGCGGCUGGUGUCUUCGGUGCUUUCGGGUUCUACUUCUCUAUCAUGUACCUUAAGCUCAGUGAAGCCACUGCGCUCAAUUUCCUUGGUCCUCUUAUCGCCAUGAUUCUCAUAAGAUACUUGGACUUUGGCACCUUUGAAGUAGUCGACAGAAUCGGCGCCCUCGUCGCGCUUAUUGGCGUCAUUCUCGUCGUACAACCUGAUGGCUUAUUUGACCACAAAGCAGCCAUUCUAAGCGCUACCCAGACAGUCACCGGGGGAGACACGAAAGGUCGUAUGAUGGGCUUCGGUUUUGGUCUACUCAGCGUCUGUGGAGGAGCUGUCGCACUGACAGCAAUCCGAUCAAUCGGCCCACGGGCGCAUCCGCUCUUCAGCGUGAACUACUUUGCGUGGACCGUCGUGUCACUCACCUCAAUCUCAUUCAUCCUCAUGAAGAGCAUUCAUCUCACGAGAGACCCCAUCGCCUGGCUAAAAUUGACGCCACUUGGUGUCUUUGGUUUCACGAUGGAGUACCUUCUGACGGCAGGGAUCGCGAACGAUUCUUCGUCUGCAGCAACGAUAAUGAUCUACUCUCAGGUGCUGUGGGCGCUCUUGCUUGAUUGGGUUAUUUGGCGCGCGAGCGUGAAUCUGUUGGCUAUGAUUGGGAUUGCGAGUGUGGUGACAAGUCUGUUCGUGGUUACAUCUGCAAAAGAGUGGCAAUGGUUUCGAAAGACUAGGUACCAGGCCGUGGAGCAGAGCGUGUCAGAGGAAGGCGAAGAGUCUGAUGAAGAGCUUGUAGAGAUGCCACCCAACAGCUCCUCGGUGGUAUGA
Colletotrichum siamense is the source of this 1068-nucleotide messenger RNA. RefSeq lists its product as uncharacterized. The record is from RefSeq and is a predicted model, not a curated record. The transcript has 4 exons. The coding region runs from base 1 to 1068 and encodes 355 amino acids. Lineage: Eukaryota; Fungi; Ascomycota; Sordariomycetes; Glomerellales; Glomerellaceae. Gene Ontology annotation, cellular component: membrane.